Molecule: messenger RNA, 5732 nt
Organism: Cheilinus undulatus (humphead wrasse)
Lineage: Eukaryota; Metazoa; Chordata; Actinopteri; Labriformes; Labridae
Gene: lrrtm2
Product: leucine rich repeat transmembrane neuronal 2
Exons: 2
Coding region: 1241-2887 (548 amino acids)
Molecular function (GO): protein binding
Source: RefSeq, a predicted model, not a curated record
AUCAUAAAGCAAGUAUUCAGCCUUGUCAAUUACAUGUUAAAAGCUGGCUUAAUUUAACUUCAGAGCAGCUGGCCAUACAUCACAUUUCAAUGUUCAAAAAUUAAAGCACUGCACUCAGGAUAUGUAAAUUAUGAAUAGAAGACAGAUGACCUAUGUUAGCAUUCCUUUAGCAUACUUGCUCCAGUACACAGAUAUGGCAUUGCAGCAUACCUUUGCCUGUCAUUUGCCCAUGUUUGUGUUGCCACGUUACAAACUAUAUUAAGCUUUGUUGUGCUACUUUGUUUAUGCAUGCGUAUUCAUUCAUACAUAGCUUAUGCAGAACAACAGCAAGGCGAGGCUGAGAUUUACAGCUGUGGUUAAUUUCAACAGCAAGCUGCCGCAACACGUUCAAGAUAUCAAUAUUCUGAUGGUGACGAGUCAGUGGGAGGGAAGAGGGGGGUCGCAUGAGGGAGGUGGAGGAAGGCUGAGGUGCACAAGCAGUGUGUAUGAGGCAGAGAGCAAGUGACUGAGUGAGAGAGUGAGAGGGUGUUUGUGAGUGUGGGAGAGAAAAAGAGAGAGAGAAACAGUAGUGAUGAUCGACGCCAGGCUGCCACCACUCUGUAGCAGUGAGUGGCUGCAACAAAAAGCACAGAAUAACAUCCCUGACUCCCUGCUCUGCUUUUUUCUCUCUCCCUGCGUCUCAGCUAGCAGACGAGGGGCUCCGCACACAGCUCUGCAGAGGCUAUGCUGAGGCUGAGCCGGCGUCGGAAGCAGGAUCUCUGGCUGCCAUCAACAAGUUAGGGUUGGACGACCACAGCCAUGAAAGAGGAACGCUUGAUCCUCAAUUAACCGUCUGAGCUGACAUCAUUGCGGUGGAAGGGAAACAAAAGGGGAAAAAAAGAAAAAAGAAAAAAAGGAGAGGAGGGGGAUCUUUUCACCGGAGUCACUCUGGAAGCAACUGAUCAACUUUAAAAAUAUAUAAAGGAGGAUUCGUUGGAUGACGAAAAGAUUCAACCUCAUCUUUGAGCUUGGAUUUUAAAGGACUCUAAGCAAAACAAGAGGAAUAAGCAUCAUAUUUGGACAUGGAAUUUCAUAUUUUGUUUCAUUUGGGUGGGUUCAGAAUUGCUUUAUUUCCAAAGAGGCUGAUUCCUUUUGUGCUCACUCAAAAGGGUUUUUUCCCUUUGGAUUUUUCUUCCAUCUGGUUGCUCCAAGAGUCUGCGGAAAAGGACAGUUGAAUGCAGCCUCCGAUGUGCACAAAAGAAUGGGUUUCCAUUCAAGGUGGCCAUUGGUGGGACCUGCACCAGCGGCUCUGUGUCUGUGUGUGAUCAGCAUGCUCCUAGUGUGCCUGCUGCCUCCUGCAUCGUGCACAACCUGCCCUCAAAAAUGCCGCUGUGAGGAUCUGCAGUUCUACUGCGACACCCAGGGGCUUCAGGCACCCCCAGAUGGUGUGGACAAGGGGGCCCUGGGGUUGUCACUACGCCACAAUAGCAUCUCUGAGCUCAGCCCUGAUCAAUUCUAUGGCUUCAGUCAGCUCACUUGGCUCCAUCUAGACCAUAACCAGAUUACCACAGUACAAGAGGACGCUUUUCAAGGACUCUACAAGUUGAAGGACCUCAAUCUAAGCUCCAAUCGUAUCACCAAGUUGCCCAACACAACCUUCAUCCACCUCAUCAAUCUCCAGAUCCUGGACCUGUCCUUCAAUCAGAUGACAGCACUGGAACCAGAGCUGUUUCAUGGACUGAGGAAACUCCAGAUACUCCACCUCCGCUCCAAUUUACUUCGCACCACACCUGUUCGCGCAUUCUGGGACUGCCGCAGCCUGGAAUAUCUUGGCCUGAGUAGCAACCGGCUACGGAGUCUGGCCCGAAAUGGAUUUGCUGGACUCAUUAAGCUUAAAGAGCUCCACUUGGAACACAAUCAGUUGACCAAGAUCAACUUGGCCCAUUUUCCUCGACUUGUUGCCCUCCAGUUUCUAUAUCUGCAAUGGAAUAAGAUCAGCAACCUAACAUGUGGCAUGGAGUGGACCUGGACCACUUUAGAAAAGCUGGACCUUACAGGAAAUGAAAUCCGUGUCCUUACAGCUGAUGUGUUUCAAACGCUGCCAAAUUUAAAGAUUUUGCUGCUGGAUAACAACAAACUAAGCAGUCUGGAUCCCCAGGUAAUGAAUAUGUGGCAGUCUCUGGGUACCAUUGGGCUGUCUAGCAACCUUUGGGAAUGUACCAAAAGGAUUUGCUCUCUGGCCACGUGGCUAAGCACCUUUAAGGGAAGGUGGGAACAUUCCAUUCUCUGCCACAGUCCUGAAUAUGCCCAAGGCGAGGAGAUACUCGAUGCUGUUUAUGGAUUCCAGCUUUGCCAGAAUUUUUCAGCGCCAGUUGUACAGACCAUUAGUACAACCACAGACGCUACUAUUGCUGCAGAGAUCACAAGCUCCUUGUUUGGGAUUAUGCAGCCAACCCCCACGCAGGACUAUGCAGAGGAUUUUGGGAGCUUUACCACUGUCACUACGACGACAACCACGACACAAGCACCACGCACUGCUCAAGCAACCACUGCUACUUGGGAAGAGGCAGCUGUAACUGAUGACUUCUCGGCAAUGGACAACACUGUUAUGACUCAUAGGGUUAUCAUUGGAACUAUGGCCCUUUUAUUUUCAUUCUUUUUCAUCAUUUUUGUUGUCUAUAUCUCACGGAAGUGCUGCCCUCCCACCCUGCGCCGGAUACGCCAUUGUUCGGCAAUUCAGAACCGCAGACAGAUGAGGACCCAGCAGAGGCAGCCUAUGGCAGAUCUAGCUACACAGGUACCCUAUAAUGAGUAUGAGCCCAGCCAUGAAGAAGGGGCACUCGUGAUCAUCAAUGGCUAUGGGCAGUGCAAGUGUCAGCAACUGCCUUACAAAGAGUGUGAAGUAUGAACUCUUAUUUAUUCCUAGAGCAUAUGGUUUGCCAUUUGACCAUUUCAGAUGAUACAGGGUUUGCUUUGUUGAUUUUUUUCCAGUUUCUGUAAAAAGCAUAAUUUCUACAAGUGAGAUCUGAGAAAAUGUGAGAAAUGCGAAUGCUACAAUGACAGAUGUUGGACAUGACAGUAAAAGGAUGAUGUAGAGAUAGUCACAAAUUUAUUUUUCUAUGAAUGCAAAGUUGUUAAUAUCAGGCAGGGGCAAUCAUUUUAAACAAGAAAAUUGUAAACUGUGAGAUUUGUCUCCACAUUGUCUCUAUAUUCUGCAGCACAGACAAAACACUUAGCCAAAUGGCCCUCUGCUAACAAAAUACAUUAAGUGGAGAAAUGUGAUUUAUGUCUUAAUUUCUUUUAAAGAGUAGAUAUUUGAACGUUUUUUUUAACUGCACCAUAGGCAGUGUAAGUCAAUCCCUAAAAUAAUGGGGGAAUGAAUUGGAUAAAUUAUCAGGACGUUUUUUGUUUUGUAAUACCAAUGUUUGGGAGAAAACCAUACCUUUAAGGAUACUCAGACCAAAAUGUAGCCCUGAAUUAUUACUGAAAAUAAUAUUGCGACAGUUAACAUAUCAAAAAUAAAUCUCCUGUAAUGCUAUGACUUUAACCAAAUCAGAUAUUAGGUAAAUCUAAAAUCUAUUAUCAGAUCAACAGUUUCUGAGUGUUUCCUGUUUACAGGAUUUAUACGUGUGGCUAACCCCAAAAAUGCCCACCAAAAGGCAAAUGGAUUCGUUUUUUGUGUGUAUUUGGAAAUUUUGCUAUUUUUCCUGCCCAGAAGGGCCAACUGCCACAAAUAAACUCUGUGGGACACACAAAAUACUGUUUAUCUGUGGUUCAUCUCCAAUAUUCUACACUGCUUGGCCAACACAUAGAUGUCACCUUAGACAUAAAGAACAAAAUUAUAAGACCUUUAAAUGUACAAUGACCUGAACAUGGAUUUUCUAACUCCCAAACGCCAUACACACUGUGAUCAUUAUAUCUCCAACAGCUUGCCCUAGUAAGUACAGUUUGUUGAUUUGCUAUUGUAUACCAGGAUCAAUAUACAGGGACCUAGUGUGAGGUGUGAGGGUACCAAGUGAAAGUGAAAUGAACAGCGAAAAUGCCAAACAGGAGAACAUUUCAUUCUGAGGAUAAAACCUUUCCCCAGUAGCCCAGGCUCUUUACUGCUUACACACUAAUCAGGACUGACAGGCUCAAGAUUGAACCAAUUAAGGCAAGGCAAAAAGAAUCUAAUAUUCUGUCACCCACGCCAGUGAUCCAGCAACAUUUAGCUUGUUCAGCCACUCAAAAUUGUUUCAAACAGACUCAUCCUUAGACCCACAAAAACAUCACAGAGCCUUUUACUCUUAAGACAUUGCUAUUGAGAGGGAUACAAAGUUGUCAUUCAAAGUCUUAAAUGUGGGUAUGGUGAAAAAUAAAUAUUAUAGCAAUUUCUUGGUCGUAGUCACAAGUGUCAAGCUAAACUGCAGUCAAUAGCCUGAAAGCAAAUGGAGAUCCAGUGAUAAGCAAACAGCCAGCCUGGGUCAGGACACAUUUGUAUGCAGCAGGGAGAGGAUGUGCAUUAGCAUCAGACUAAAGCUGCUGCCGCAGCUCCGCACUUCUUUGUGUUCAGUUUUGUGGUGGGGGCAGGGUGAAAGAGAGAGAGAGGGAUUGAGAGGAAUUGAUGGGACGAUGGAGAGGGGCAACUAUGGGGUAAUAUUUAUAUUAAAACUAAAUCUCUUUCUAAAGGUAGAGGAGAAUUGAAAAAUAAAUACUGACAGCUCCUUGGGCUUGAAAUGCACAGUGACCAUACAACAGCAACAAACUCAGUCCAGAUAAAUAUGAGAGCUAACCAGUGCUGAAAAACUAAAGUCAGAUUCUUAACACUGGAAUAUGAGAGCAUUAACUUCUCCAUUUUUAACACACCAUUAGAAAAUAUAGGAUUUUCACCAUAAUUAAGCUUUUGGCUAUGUUUAAUGCAGUCAGAGAUUAAUAGAGAAAGUUGCAUCUUUGAGCACUGCACCCUGAAGAGAAAAAACAUGGGUUUGAGCAAUUCGGAUACAGAUCGUUGGCUGGUACCAUCUAGAGGUUUCUUGGAAGCACCAUCCUAAACAUUGACUCUUGAUUGAGCCUGCCAAUAAUUGGCUUCAAUUUUCAAAAUGAAUGCUUGUGUCAAUGUCUCUCUGCACAUGCUCACAGGAUGCCUACAGCAGCGUUUAAGAAAGUGUUUGUGUAAACCAAAAAUUGUUACACUUCACACAUUUGAAUUCAAUGAAAACAUACAUAGACUUAUAUUGAUUUUCCAAAGCCAAGCACCUCCACUGUGUUUCCAAUUUUGUUUAUUUCCAGCUUCGCACUGCUUUUACUAUUGCCCUUCUAAUCUGUCUUGCAUGUUCAAAAGUCAAAAUUGAGUUGAAUACUUCUUGUCAUUCAGCAAACAUUAUUGAGAAACUUCUUUUUGAUUACACCACAGAUGGGGAUGUAUGUCGAAUUCCUAUAAAGUUCUGUCAAUCAUUUGAAAUUUCACUGUUUAAGACUACGGUUGUACUAAGUGACUGAAAAUCCACAAAAUUUGUAGAAAUAUGCAUCCCUUUGCACUUUGGCUCUUUGUAAACUGUUUUUGUUUCCUCUUGUCAUCCUUUGGCCCUGGUCCCCACCCUGCCAAAAAAUAAAAAAAAGAAAAAACAAGUAAUCCACUCCCCUCUCUCUUACCCAACCUCUUUGUGCAAAAUGAAUGCUUUUCUCUUCCCAUUUUCCUUUUGUAUUGUAUUAUGUACAAUUUCAUAUCUGUAUAGUGGAUAAGAUGUGCCAAACUGAAAAAAAAAACAUUUUCC